AUGGCUGGGCACAUGGAGCUCCUUCGCUCGCUUCCAGAGUCUCUCCUGCGGUCCCCCGAGGCCGUCGACUCCAAUCACUUGCCCGAACCCUACGCGAGCGCCGGUGUCGCGUGUCCUGGCUGCGGUAGCACACACGUGCACGUUGCCAUGUCGUGGGGCUACCAAGGCAACCAGAAGCUCUUUGCUUGCUCUGACGCCCAUGCGAAUCUCAUCAAAGCUCAGCCGUCGGCGUACUAUACCGGCAAAGCGCCCAGCACGCGUGAGACGCCGCUCUGCGAACACUCGACCGUCAUGUUUGACGGCUUCCAGUCGUUUAAGAUGGUGCUGUGGCGCCUUCUGUGCAUGCUCGUUGCAGCCAGUGCUGCUCCCACUGCCAACAAGCAUUCGACCGCCUGCUCGCGCGAGCUCAGCCGCGAGGCCAUGCAUCUUCUCGAGCAGCACGUCUAUCGGCCUGCGCAGCAGCUUAGCUACACGAUGCCGCCGCCCGAGACAUGUCCGUUGGCGACGGACCAAGUGCUCUUCUUGGACCACGAGGCACACAAGUACCGCGUGCACGCCAACCGCUGGAAGUGCGGGUACUGCGGCAAGCAAUUCCGCGGUGAGCCCUUCGUGGACCAGCACAUGGACGCCAAGCACACGGCCGAGGACGACCAUGGUUUAUGUUUAGCCGACUUUUGCGGUAUUCUCAACUGCCCGUCGGCCCGCGCGCAGGCCCGGCACGCCAAGUGCAGCCACAAUACGGUGUUUCGUCUGCGCCAGCAGUGCAAGACACUCUUUCAAGCAUGCUUCCCGUACGAAGCUCCGUCUGUCAACACGAUGCGGCGGUCCGAGCCGGCGUCCAACGUGCUUUUUGAGUACGUGCGCGAACACGUCUGCGAGGCCAUCACGUGCGAAGGAAGCUACGAUGACGACGACGACACGUCGAGUCCGUUUUUCGCCGGCGUCAUCAUUGUGCUCAAGGUGCUUGGCAUGCUCACGCUCGUUGUCGCGUGCGUUCUUGUUCUGGAUCGGCCCGUCCGCACCAAGCGACAUCGACGUCACUAAUACCUGUGGUUGUAGUAUACUCUAUAACGUGAUUACCCAAACUUCAUGGC
Molecule: messenger RNA, 1094 nt
Organism: Saprolegnia parasitica CBS 223.65
Lineage: Eukaryota; Oomycota; Saprolegniomycetes; Saprolegniales; Saprolegniaceae
Exons: 12
Coding region: 1-1044 (347 amino acids)
Source: RefSeq, a predicted model, not a curated record